Molecule: messenger RNA, 399 nt
Organism: Chrysochloris asiatica (Cape golden mole)
Lineage: Eukaryota; Metazoa; Chordata; Mammalia; Afrosoricida; Chrysochloridae
Product: 60S ribosomal protein L27-like
Exons: 2
Coding region: 1-399 (132 amino acids)
Biological process (GO): translation
Cellular component (GO): cytosolic large ribosomal subunit; ribosome
Molecular function (GO): structural constituent of ribosome
Source: RefSeq, a predicted model, not a curated record
AUGGACAAGUUCAUGAAAGCCGGGAAGGUGGUGCUGGUCCUGGCUGGAUGCUACUCUAAACACAAAGCCGUCAUUGUCAAGAACAUUGAUCAGGGCACCUCUGAUAGCCCCUACAGCCAUGCUCUGAUGGCUGGAAUAGGUCACUAUUCCCGCACAAUGGCAGGUGCCACGGGCAAGAAGAAAAUUGCCAAGAGGUCAAAGAUCAAGUCUUUUGUGAAUGUUUAUAACUAUAAUCACCUCAUGCCCAACAGGUACUCUGCAGAUAUCCUUUUAGACAAAACUGUUGUCAACAAGGAUGUCUUCAGAGACCCUGCUCUUAAACUCAAGGCCAAGGUCAAAUUUGAGGAACAACAAAAGAUGGGCAAAAACAAGUGGUUCUUCCAGAAGCUGCAGUUUUAG